CCGGUUUGGAGCGGAAGUUAGUCCAGUUCCGGUUUGGAACGGAAGUUGCUGUGUUGAUUGGGAGAUGAUGAGCAGCUCGGAGCCAGUCUCGGACCCCCAGCCUCAGGCACCCCCCGCCCAGCCCGGCACUGCCCCCGAGAACAAACCCAGCCCGGCCAACAUCCCGAAACCGGGGCCGGCGGGGGCCAGCGGAGCCGGGAUACCGGGGAGAGACCCGGGGGAGCGCAGGGCCAGCGUUCCUGCCUCUGCAGCAGCGGCGGCUCCAUCAGAAGGCUCCCUAUCCAAUGGAGUGUACCUGCCCCCAGGUGUGGCUAAUGGGGACAUCAAGCCUGUCAUUUCAAAUACGCCUUUAGUGGAUUUCUUGAUGCAGUUGGAAGACUACACACCAACUAUUCCAGAUGCAGUAACCGGGUAUUACUUGAAUAGGGCAGGCUUCGAAGCCUCUGACCCACGCAUCAUCAGACUCAUCUCCUUGGCGGCACAGAAGUUUAUCUCUGAUAUUGCAAAUGAUGCCUUACAACACUGCAAAAUGAAGGGAACUGCUUCAGGGAGCUCACGCAACAAAAGCAAGGACAAGAAAUACACACUGACUAUGGAAGAUCUUACCCCAGCUCUGGCUGAAUAUGGCAUUAAUGUAAAGAAACCUUAUUAUUUCACCUAGUUCUUGAGGUCUGAGACUGUAAAUCUUUUUUUGCUUUCCUCUGUUUGCUGAACUCCAAUUAGCCCGAUAUUCUGCUGGGGCGAACAUGCAGUGGAGGCUGUAGAAUUACCUUGUACACUGAACAUGCAUGGACUGGUUUAGAGUUGGAGAGGCGGCUGAUGCCUUCACAUAUUGUGCUGCAGAAAAUCGUGUAAGUAACAUUUCCUUAAAGAUGGGAAGAAGUGUUUUAAAAAACAGUUGUCAUGAAUGUUGUGACAUGCACUCAGUUCCAUGAAUCUUUGCGAGCCUGCCGACACGACACAGCCACCAGGAAAAGCUUUGUGUUUUUUUUGUUUUGUUUUGUUACAUUGUAAAUAGCAUUGUUCCUGUGUUAUUAGAUUUUAAUUAAUGUGUUUUGUUUGCUGUAUAAUGUUGCAGUAUCACAGAUUUUCAAUAAUCCUUUUGUUCCCCAGUGAAAUGGAGCAGUGAAAUCAGUUAUCACCCUAUUUGCUGUUCAUUGUGUUACAUGAUUUUGUACUGCUGUCAAUAAAAGGAGACUCUACCCUAAGCUUGA
Messenger RNA from Pelobates fuscus (common spadefoot toad), 1214 nucleotides. RefSeq names its product TATA-box binding protein associated factor 10 (gene TAF10). The transcript has 5 exons. Bases 65 to 661 code for a protein of 198 amino acids. NCBI's taxonomy places the organism in Eukaryota, Metazoa, Chordata, Amphibia, Anura, Pelobatidae. The record is from RefSeq and is a predicted model, not a curated record. Gene Ontology annotation, molecular function: RNA polymerase II general transcription initiation factor activity; promoter-specific chromatin binding. Gene Ontology annotation, biological process: transcription initiation at RNA polymerase II promoter. Gene Ontology annotation, cellular component: transcription factor TFIID complex; nucleus; SAGA complex.